AUGAGUUGCAAAGAAUCUGCAAACGCAUGGGGAUCUGUCGACGAUACCAACUUGAAGAAGGAUGAGCCUCAUGAUUACAUAACCUUCUACACAGUUACCCCGGUCGAAGAAGUCUACUUCGGCCAGUCGUCCAAGAAGAAUAGGGAGAUGACCCUCGCCCAGUACCAGGCAGCGCUGGAGCGCGUUGAGGACGCCAAGAUCUACCCAGCAUGUCCCGCGGGUAUCGAUCUGACGAUUGCGCCUGAGAACCUGGACCACAGUUGUGCGUAUAUCGAGCGACCCGGCCUGUGUACAAAUUCCAAAAUGCCACACCCGGAUAUCGUCAACUACCACGGCUGCCGCGUGAGACGGGGACGGAUCACGGCGAUUGUCCUGGAGCAGCUAAAUUGCACUCCGACGCAGUACGCUUCAGCGCCUGCGUUCCAGACUCUCGACAAGGUCCGGUUCUUCGAGGCCCUCGAAUCUGCCGUGUACUACCUCCACUCGUUGGGCCCAGCCCACAACGACAUCGACCCGGACAAUAUCAUGGUCAUGGACGGUAUACCGGUCCUGAUAGACUUCGGCUCCCUUGCGGCCUAUGGAGAGCGAGAGCGCCUGCAGUCGCUCGGAACCCCGAAUAAGCACGACGCAGUCUCCCUGGGAAAGCUUCAGAGGCGGCUUCAGGACCCGCGGUGA
Parathielavia appendiculata is the source of this 675-nucleotide messenger RNA. RefSeq lists its product as uncharacterized. Bases 1 to 675 code for a protein of 224 amino acids. The transcript is spliced from 4 exons. The record is from RefSeq and is a predicted model, not a curated record. NCBI's taxonomy places the organism in Eukaryota, Fungi, Ascomycota, Sordariomycetes, Sordariales, Chaetomiaceae. Gene Ontology annotation, biological process: protein phosphorylation. Gene Ontology annotation, molecular function: protein kinase activity; ATP binding.